This is a messenger RNA of Fundulus heteroclitus (mummichog), 3690 nucleotides long. It is a transcript of the gene kat2b, whose product is annotated as K(lysine) acetyltransferase 2B. The transcript is spliced from 18 exons. The record is from RefSeq and is a predicted model, not a curated record. Gene Ontology annotation, biological process: chromatin remodeling; positive regulation of transcription by RNA polymerase II. Gene Ontology annotation, molecular function: histone H3 acetyltransferase activity; protein binding. Lineage: Eukaryota; Metazoa; Chordata; Actinopteri; Cyprinodontiformes; Fundulidae. Bases 193 to 2571 code for a protein of 792 amino acids. Gene Ontology annotation, cellular component: nucleus; histone acetyltransferase complex.
CCUCUCAAAGUUGCAGUCGGUGAGGCUGGUCCGUCCAGCCCGAGUCCCCUAGCGGAGGAAACCGGGCCUACAGCGAGAAAUUGAAAAUAAGGAUGAGCGCCAUGUCUGAUCCUCCGCCUGUGGAAUAGAGCGGACGGCGGAGCGAUCGUGUUCCCCGGGCCUGCGAUCCCUUCGGGGUUUCGGUGUGCAGUCAUGGCCGACAGCGCGGGGAUUCAACAAGGUUCGCCGGCCGUCGGAGCCGCGGGCCUGGUUCCGGCCGCUCCCGGAGCCGCGGGGACGGAGGGCUCUGGCGCCGCCGGAGGAUCUGCGCGCAUAGCCGCGAAGAAGGCGCAACUCCGCUCCUCGCCGCGGCCGAAGAAACUGGAAAAGCUCGGGGUGUAUUCAUCCUGCAAAGCUGAAGGAGCCUGUAAGUGUAAUGGCUGGAAAAGUCAGAACCCGCCUCCAACCCCUCCUCAAACUGACCAGCUGUCCAACACGGUAAACCUGCAGGAACCUUGUCGGAGCUGUUCUCACACCCUAGGUGAUCACGUGACUCAUCUCGAAAACGUUUCUGAAGAGGAAAUGAACAGACUACUAGGUAUCGUUCUGGAUGUGGAGUAUCUGUACACCUGUGUUCACAAAGAGGAGGAUGCUGACACCAAACAAGUCUACUUCUCCCUCUUCAAAUUGUUGAGAAAAUCUAUCCUACAGAUGGGUAAGCCAAUGUUGGAGGCACAAGAGAGUCCCCCGUUUGAAAAGCCCAGCAUCGAACAGGGAGUAAACAAUUUUGUACAGUACAAAUUCAGCCAUCUACCGUCAAAGGAACGACAAACAAUCAUGGAGCUGGCCAAGAUGUUCCUGAACCAGAUCAACUACUGGCAGCUGGAAACGCCGUCUCAAAGACGCCAAAGGGUACCAAGUGAUGACGCAGUUGGAUACAAAGUCAACUACACCAGGUGGCUCUGCUACUGCAACGUGCCGCAGUUCUGUGAUAGCCUACCCCGCUACGAGACCACGCAGAUCUUCGGCCGGACGUUGCUGCGCUCCGUGUUCACUGUGAUGAGAAAGCAACUGCUGGAGCAGGCCAGGCAGGAGAAGGACAAGCUUCCUCCUGAGAAACGCACUCUCAUUCUCACACACUUUCCCAAAUUCUUAUCCAUGCUGGAAGAGGAAGUUUACAGUCACAGCUCCCCCAUCUGGAGCCAAGACUUCUUGGCGGGAGCAACAGGAGGGCAGAUUCCUAUCCACACAGUGAUAAGUGCUCCCCCAGUAGCCAGGCCAAUAUACUACAGCACCAGUCCUGUGUCAGUGGACCCGUCCACUUGCGGCAGCGGCAGCCCUGCCAGGAAACCCACCUCUGUUCUGGAGUCAAACCCAGUUGGAGAAAAGCGUAAAACCUCAGAGCCGCUUCACCAUGAAGAGAACAAGAGACCCAGGGUGGUGGGCGACAUCCCCAUGGACCUCAUCAAUGAAGUCAUGGCGACCAUCAGUGACCCUGCCACCAUUCCAGAGACCAGUUUGCUGUCUGCUCAUUCCGCUCGGGAUGAAGCUGCCCGCCUUGAAGAGCGGCGAGGCGUAAUCGAAUUUCACGUCAUCGGGAACUCGCUCAAUCAGAAGCCAAACAAGAGGAUCCUAAUGUGGCUUGUUGGACUCCAGAACGUUUUCUCCCACCAGCUUCCCCGGAUGCCCAAGGAGUACAUCACCCGACUGGUCUUUGACCCGAAACAUAAAACACUGUCUCUGAUAAAAGAUGGCCGCGUCAUCGGAGGGAUUUGUUUCAGGAUGUUCCCAUCGCAGGGCUUCACAGAGAUCGUCUUUUGUGCCGUCACAUCCAAUGAGCAAGUCAAGGGUUAUGGGACUCAUUUAAUGAACCACCUAAAGGAAUAUCACAUAAAACACGAAAUACUCAACUUCCUCACCUAUGCUGAUGAGUACGCUAUUGGGUACUUCAAGAAACAGGGUUUCUCAAAGGACAUUAAGGUUCCUAAGACCAAGUAUGUGGGCUACAUCAAGGACUACGAGGGAGCAACGCUGAUGGGCUGCGAACUCAACCCCAGCAUCCCCUACACGGAGUUCUCCGUUAUCAUCAAGAAGCAGAAGGAGAUCAUCAAGAAGCUGAUAGAAAGGAAGCAGGCCCAGAUCCGAAAGGUCUACCCGGGGCUGUCCUGUUUUAAGGACGGGGUCCGGCAGAUUCCCAUCGAGAGCAUUCCCGGCAUCCGUGAGACUGGCUGGAAGCCUGCAGGCAAGGGGAAGGAAUUGAAGGACCCCGAGCAACUUUACAGCACCCUGAAAACCAUCCUGCAGCAUGUAAAGAGUCACCAGAACGCCUGGCCUUUCAUGGAGCCUGUGAAGAAAACUGAAGCACCAGGUUACUACCAAGUUAUUCGCUUCCCCAUGGACCUGAAGACGAUGAGCGAGCGCCUUAAGAGCCGGUACUACACGACGCGGAAGCUUUUCAUGGCCGACAUGCAGCGCAUCUUCACCAACUGCCGCGAGUACAACGCUCCGGAGAGCGAGUACUACAAGUGUGCCAACAUACUGGAGAAAUUCUUCUACACCAAGAUCAAAGAGGCAGGCCUCAUCGAGAAGUAGAUGGAAGAUGAAAGGUUCUCCUUUCAAGGAUCCCAGCAAAGGUUCAGUUAGCGGGUAACGCAGAGGACGGGGAAAAAACGGAUUACAGAUCGAGGAGUGAGUCUCAGAAUCCUGUUCGACGCAUGCUGGCCCACAUCCUGAAUCGCUUCCUCCUAUGAAAGAUCGGCCUGUAGGGAUGUAGACACUGAAGAAUAGAGACUAUUUCUGAUUGUAAAAAAAAAAAAAAUGUCUUUGUGCGACCCACAAAACUGCGAUGGAUCUGUUAUUUGCUCCUGAAAAUGAUCAAACAUUGACAGCUGAUUGAAAUAUUUUUCCACAGAUCUAACUUCAUGGGGUUUUACGUUUGUUUUUUUACACAGCCUCUUAGUGUUUGCCUUUUGCUCUCAUUUGACUCAGGUUGUCAUGUGAAGGAGCCAAAUGUUCGAUGGGUCGAGUCUUUGAGAAUAACUGUUACCUGUGAGCAAAACGAGCUGAAGCUCUCCUGUCCUACUCUGUAGUUAUGAGCAUGAACAGCGCUGCAGCUCAGGUUUGUGUGCGAUGAGUUCAUCCUGCCAAAAGAGGACUAGAACCUUUAAAUUUUGUACAUAUUUUAAUCAUUUUGAAGCACUUAUGCCCAAUGUAUAUUUUAAAUAUAUAUCCCUAAAGUACAUUUUCCCCCCCCAUUAACCCACAAAGGGCAGUUCCGACUAUCAAAAUGCACUUUUUCCCCAAAGUAUUAACAUGAAUUUUAGCCUCUUGUCCUUCUUUCUUCUACUUAUGGAUUACACUGUCAACUCAGAACUACUUUAAUUAUCUAGAGUUUAUUCUUAUUUAUGUGCUUUAAAUUCAGAAGAAUUAUGUUUAAGACAAGGUCUUAAUUUAUUAUCUUAUUUCUUUUUUUUUUUUUGUCCUGCAGAUGGAGAUUGAUAACUUUAUACUCUGGAGAUAAAUGAAAAGAUUGUGCAAUACAAUGUAGUUUUGCUGUUUUGUAAAAAGGUGUUUGUACUUUCCAAAGUUUAGGAAAAAUAACCUUUUGUAAUAUGUCUGUAAAAAAAUAUAUUUCAUGCUCUUUGUACAAUUGGUUUUAUUGACCUAGAAUUAGCCUAUUUUGUAGACUAAAUAAAACAAAUGCGAGGCUAA